UUGUUGUUACUGCUGGUGGUAAUGGCGGCGGCGGCGGCGGCCCCCCGGACCCCGUCGCGUCUGUAGCCGGGGCGGAGGCAGCCGCGAGCGGACUCGGCGGCCUCGGAGCCGGCGGCGCCGCGACUCCCUCAGCCCCGCCGCCCCGCCGGCCCGGCCCCGCGCCGGCCCGCAGCCAGGCCCGUGUGCGCACGGGGAGCCGGGGCCGCAGGAUGGCGGACUUCGACGAGAUCUACGAGGAGGAGGAGGACGAGGAGCGGGCCCUGGAGGAGCAGCUGCUCAAGUACUCGCCGGACCCGGUGGUGGUCCGCGGCUCCGGGCACGUCACCGUAUUUGGGCUGAGCAACAAAUUCGAAUCAGAAUUCCCUUCUUCAUUAACUGGAAAAGUAGCACCUGAAGAAUUUAAAGCCAGCAUCAACAGAGUUAAUAGUUGUCUUAAGAAGAACCUUCCUGUCAACGUGCGUUGGCUACUUUGUGGCUGCCUUUGUUGUUGCUGCACACUGGGUUGCAGUAUGUGGCCGGUCAUCUGCCUCAGUAAAAGAACACGAAGAUCGAUUGAGAAGUUAUUAGAAUGGGAAAACAAUAGGUUAUACCACAAGCUGUGCUUGCACUGGAGGCUGAGCAAAAGGAAAUGUGAAACGAAUAACAUGAUGGAAUAUGUCAUCCUCAUAGAAUUUUUACCAAAGACACCAAUUUUUCGACCAGAUUAGCAUUUGCUUUAUUUAUAGAGACUUUCCAAGUAUGUUGUCUUUCCAAUGGUGCCUUGCUUGGUGCUCUCCUGGUGGUGACAUAACAUUGGUUCUACAGAAUCGUGUGGUGUUUUUUUCUUUUUGUUUUUGUUUUUUGUUUUUUUUUUAAAUAACCGCAUGUUCUAAGUAUGCAUUUUUGUCAAACUUUGCAACAGUUAUUUCAUACAGAUGUUUAAUACUUAAGUUAUUGUGCUCUUUUCUGUUAUGUAUUCUGAUUUUCAAAGAUUACUUUUUUGUAUUAUCAAAAAAAUACAUUUGAACUUAGCAUAAAAAGUGGCCAGCCUUUUUUAUUUUAUCACCAAGGUACACACAAUCCUUUACUUAUAAAUUCCUUAACAUAGAAAAACACCUUUGUAAGGCUCUAAUCUAUUCUAGCAAAUUGUACUGUUUAUAUUAUUUUUUCUUCCUUUUAAAAUUUAAUAUAGUCAUUAUUUUAAAAUAGUAAGUUUUCUUUAUAGCCUUUUGGAACCUAACAUAACCUUUGUCAUACAACUCCUUAUGCUGUUUACAGCAGAUAUAUCUGUAACAUUAUGAAGACCUAUCAAAAAAAUUUUUUAAGUAUUUCUGUCUUCAAAGGUAGUAAGACAGGAUUAAAUUAUUUUUAUUAGAAUAGACAAGUCAAUGAAUGAUAUGCAUGCAUCUAAUGGUUACUAGAGCUCAGGAUCACAAAAUAUAGUAACAUCACAAUCUCUGUAUAUUUUUGAUCAAGAUGUUAUUAAUAAUGGCCUUACUUGGGUUAUUUUUAUUGUUUAUCAAAUCUUACAUAUAAAAGAAUGGAAGUAUUCCUCUUAAAAAAUUUCUAAGGAAAAUAUUUCUCCCAGUCUCAUACAAUUAUAGAAUGGAUAUAUGUUUCUGAAAAGUUUUUGAAAGAAAGCAAGAGUUCUAGAAUUAAAAGAAGCUGGUGUUUAAUACCCCAUGAUAUUUAGAACACAUUGUUACUAAGAAAUGGAGGAUAUAUUUAGUACUAUUUUUAUCCACUAGUUUACUUUCAGUCCUUUUUUUUGAGAAGGUGACAUAUAAGUUUAAAUCAGAUUAGCUUAUUUCUUUUAAAUAUACACAUAAACACAUACCUAUGUUUUUCCUGCUUUUGGUUGUACAUAUCUCCAUGCAUUUUAAAACUUUAGAUUUGUGAAUGACCUAUGUGUAAAUUUUUGUUUUUAUAAGCCUGAAAUUAUACAAGUUUUAAUGUGUUUUAAGAACUUGUUCCAUACAACUGUGGUAUCGAGCAAUAAUGUGAAUAACUUUUGAAAUUAUAUAAACUAUGCUUAAUAAUUUGUAUUAAGAAUUGGUACCACUAUACAAUACUUUUUUUCCUUGUAUUAAAUCUUUUAAAUACCAGUUUCAUUAAUUUAUAUACCUGUAUUUUUUUAAAGUAUUUCUUUGUACUUCAAAGUACUGUAAUCCUAUAUAAAUUUGAAUAGUUAAAUGCCAUUAUCUCAUGUCCUAUAUCCUAUAUUGGAUAUUAGGAACUAUCUUAAAAACUAGGAUUUAAAAAAAAUUUUUUUUUGUUUGACAGUUGUUUCUGUUGCCCCCCAAAUAACAACUUGAAUUUAUAGAACACCUUUCUUGUGAAGAGCUCAAAGUACGAAGAUUUCAAAUACUUCUCACUUUAUUUAACUUGUGUCUAGGGUGUGUCCUAUCACCUUGAAGUAGUGCAAUUAAUUAAAAAUAAUGCUAUCCAAGAACUCAAGUAUUCCUCUGUGGCUUCAGAAUGAAAAAUACUAUAUUCCCAUAAAAUUCUAAAUCUGCCUCACGAUUCAGAAAGAGCAGAAAAAUACAAUGACUGUGUAGACUAUGCAGCACAGUGUUCCCUGUGUAAAAAGUGUGUAAAUCAUUCAUAGAGCACCAUAUUGAUCAGCUUUAUGAGAAGAACUUGCCUAUUUAGAUAUCAUUUUUAUCCUAUUACUAGGCUUCUGUCAAUUAUUUUUAAAUUAUUGUAUUUCUGCGAGAAUAUUUUAACAGUAAGAUAAUUUUCACAACUGAUAAUAUUAAGCAUAGAAUUUUAAAAAGGUUUUCUGACUUUAUUAAGAGAUGUGCCAUUUGCCUAAAGAUUCCCUAUAAAUGUGCAUUUCUAGUAUAUAUAUAUAGAAAAGAACCUUGAAUGCUUAAUACGUGGCAUUACCAUAAGCCAGUUAUGCCUUGAGCAGUUAGAUUUUCAUGCUCGGUAGCCUACAGUAUAAUUCUCCAGCUGAUCCUUUCUUAAAUCAUGAAUUUAAGUGCCCAUGUUACAGGAAAUCAGAAAUGUUGGAGAUGCCUAUGUUAUGUUAACAUCAGUCCAAGGAAAUAUUUAAAGUGACGAUUGUUGUUAAGCUUCUGUUUUCUGACUUAAAGUUUGUAGGACAUGAACUAUAGUGCUUUUUAAACUGACCAAGGAAAAAUAUUAUUGGCAGAAAAUCUAAUGUGUAGAUUUUGCACAGGCUAAGUGAAUAACUUAACAAUCUUUUUUAUAUGUUACUGGCAUUUUACAAUCAGUCACCAUUUUUGUGCAGAAACAUUCUUUUCUCAAAUAAUGUACUUGGCAAACCUUAUUAUAUUUUAAUACAUAACUUUGGUUAUCUGGGUUAAAUUGAUACUCCAAAACCUAAUGACUGUAGUAAAACUGAUGUGACACAUUUAGCUUCUAAGGUAGACAGUGCCUCUCCCUCACAAGGGAGUCAACUUACUUAUCUAAAAUGAUCAUCAGAUGUCUUAUUAAGACUCUUCAAUGACUAGGUUUCAUUUAUUUAGAAUAUAAACAUGUAAUUUUGGCCUAAAAUCAACAAAAUAAAUGCAACAAAUCCUUGAA
Microcebus murinus (gray mouse lemur) is the source of this 3531-nucleotide messenger RNA. RefSeq names its product cysteine rich hydrophobic domain 2 (gene CHIC2). Gene Ontology annotation, cellular component: plasma membrane; Golgi-associated vesicle. NCBI's taxonomy places the organism in Eukaryota, Metazoa, Chordata, Mammalia, Primates, Cheirogaleidae. The record is from RefSeq and is a predicted model, not a curated record.